Messenger RNA from Polypterus senegalus (gray bichir), 573 nucleotides. RefSeq names its product CMRF35-like molecule 1. The transcript is spliced from 5 exons. The record is from RefSeq and is a predicted model, not a curated record. Lineage: Eukaryota; Metazoa; Chordata; Cladistia; Polypteriformes; Polypteridae. The coding region runs from base 1 to 573 and encodes 190 amino acids.
AUGCAACAUGUGGUCAGACAGAGAGAAGGUGACGCUCACAAUAUUAAGCAGACAUUCUUCACUAUCAGUGUCAAUGGAUUAGAGAUCGAGGACUCUGGAGAUUACUGGUGCUCUGUUAAGAAGAAAGGAAUAUCUAAAGGAGUACACAUGGAGCUGAGGGUCAAUGCUUCUUCAUCCUAUCUAUGGACAAAUACCUCUUUGAUCAUUGGGCAGGCAGGGGAAGCUGUCACCGCCCAUUGUUAUUAUAAUCAAGAAUACAAAGAUCACUUGAAAUCCUGGUGUAAGGGGACUUCAUGGUCCUCCUGUGUCGGUGUACCAGCUGGAGAGAACAUGUCAUUCACAGACGAUUUCAUCCACAGAACCUUUAUUAUGAACAUAAACAAUGUGGAGGAGGGUGACAGUGGUCAGUACUGGUGUACAGCUGAACAGUAUGGAGUUAAAGUGGGGAUUUCUUUGGAGAUUAAAAUUAAAGAUGGCGCAGUUAAACAGAACAGCGCAAUACAGUGUAUUGCAAAGAAUUCUUUCUGCUGGCAGUUCUGGGUGGUCUGGGCUUUUGUUGAUGGUCUCUGUUGA